UAUCUCAUCACUCUUUAUUCUUAGAGCCACAGCAUCAUGUUGCACCUACAGCUCGACCUGCCGUUGAUGGUGACAUCUUUUGGUGUUCCUCGAGAUGCUUUGGUCUUUCUCCUUCCAUUUCUCGUUGGGGUAGUCUCAGUAUCUACUUUCUUACUAUACCAAUGGUCCAGUCCUGACUUAUCAGGCUUCCCGACUGCGGUUGAGGAUCCUGGUGAUUCUUCCCCUGAGCAGAAAUCCCCAAUUGCACUUGGACCGGUCGGUAGAAUUAUUCAGGCCAGCUACAACAAGUACAAGAGGCCUUUCGUGAUGAAGUUAAGUCUAGGAACCUCGAUAGUCCUGCCUCACAAAUACAUCGACGAUUUCAAGAAUAACAAAGAUUUUGAUAAUCACGACUUCGUCGUUGAGAUGUUUCAAACGAAAAUCCCGGGCCUUCAUCCUGUCGACAUAACAACCCAUGACGAUCGCAUCUUUCCAACAGUUGUCAAGUCAAGAAUGACUCAAGCACUCGGCCACUUGACCGCUCAUCUGAAGGAUGAAGCAUCUACAGCAGUUGAACGCUAUUUCUCCGGUGGUGGUGAUUGGAAAGCGGGUCCCAUAUAUGGACCUAUCGUUGAGGUGAUGUCGAGCCUUGUCUCGCUGGCCUUCGUCGGUGGCGACUUUCAACAACGAGAUGAGUGGAGAGCCCUCACCAGCGCCUAUAUCGGGAAACUUUUCCCAGCCCACCAUAUAAUGAGGAGCUGGCCUCGUUGGUCACGAAGCUAUGUACACUGGUUCUUGCCCGAGCUGCAAGAUGUCCGAGCACGAUUGAAGGAGAUCAAUAAUCUCCUGGAACCUCAUGUGCAACGUAGGAUUGCCGCCAGGGAACAACGAGAACACGAUGGAAAGCAGCCUCUCAAAUCGCUCGACUCAGUAGACUGGGCUCUGGACGCUGCGAAAGGAAGAACGUUCGACGUCAUCGGGUGCCAGUUGGCGCUCACGAUAGCCGCAUUACACACAUCGAGCAACACUACAUGGAAUUCUUUGCUGGACAUUGUAUACAAUCAAGAGAUCAUCCAACCUCUCAGAGAAGAGAUCAUACGAGUCGUCCAAGAAGAUGAUGGCCUCAAGACAGUAUCCAUCGCCAAGUUGGAACUUUUGGACAGCUGUAUGAAGGAGAGCCAGCGGAUGCAUCCGAUACAAUACGGUGUCAUGGGCCGACGAGUGAGAAAAACGACACAACUACACGACGGCACCCGUAUCCCGAAGGGUGUCAUCACCAUUGUUGCCCCUCCGGCAAUGCUCGACGCAGAUGUGUUCGAAAACCCAGGGAAAUGGGAUGGGUAUCGCUUCCUGAAGAAGAGACAACAGCCAGGAGAGGAGAAAAAAUGGCUCUUCACCGCUACUUCUCCUGAACAAUAUGCUUUCGGGACUGGGGCCCACGCCUGCCCAGGACGGCACUUUGCUGGUACAACCAUCAAGCUUAUUCUGGCCCAUCUUCUUAUGAGGUACGACUGGAAAAGGCCAGAGGGGGCGGAAAGACGGCCGGAUCCCAUUGAGAUGUCCCUAGACUGGGCUGUUGAUCCCUCUGCCAGAUUAGCUUGGAAGCCGAGGUCUCCUGAAGUGGCGUUGUAGUCACUUGCAUUGUCUUCACGCCUAGAGUCACUCACACUGUACAUUAUAUCAUUGGAUCGGCAACAUUAACGUCAAGCACCCACAUUUGGCCCCCCCAAAAAUGCCUCACCACCACCACCAGCCUCCUGUUUUCUCCAACUUCAUCACAUCACAACAUUCACAUCUUUCAACCGAAUGGCUUCAUCUUUUCUGUAUACCCUUUUCUAGUCCUUAUGGGCCAAUACACUGAGUAUGAGGUCAACCAGGCCUUAGAUGCUGUUGCCAAUGGCCACUCACACUGUACAUUAACUCUAAUACCCUACUUCCGCACCACCCCCACUUCUGCACCACCAUCAUCACCAUCAUCACCACCACUAUCACCACCCAUUUCACUAUCUCUACCGCCUACCCAUAUGCAACUUACGGCCUUGCUGGAUAAUUCGGAUGCCCUGGAUUCAUCCGGACUAUCUAUAUCGCCAAUAUCCAACCCUUGCGCCCGCUGGAUAUCCCAUAUAUUAGCAAAGGUCCUCUUAGGCGAUAGUCGGACCUUUUUUCUCUUACGCUGCUGCUGUUCCUCUAGCUGGCCCUCUAACUGGCGCACUUCAUGCUCUAGAUGUACCACUCUAGAGGCCUGCUCAUCAUACCCCUUUUGCACCUUUCUAGAUAGGUGACGAAUAGUAUGGGUAUCUAGCCCAUCCUUGCCCAGCUGGUUGAAUAGGUGUAAUUGGCGCCUUAGAUCAGCAGAUCGAUGGGGGGUUGACCAUAGGGCGAUAGAUAUAGCUUCAUCCCACUGUUGGCUGCUGGGCUGGUUGGUCUGCUGGCUGGUCUCCUGGGCCUUGGAUACCAUAGGGUUAGAUAGAGGGCGCGUUAUAGAUACUGGCCAUAGUCCAGAUGCCCUCCAACCACUCUUAAUGAUCUGGCUAGUUAUCGAUGCUUUGCAGGCCUUCAAAUAACA
Molecule: messenger RNA, 2545 nt
Organism: Colletotrichum destructivum
Lineage: Eukaryota; Fungi; Ascomycota; Sordariomycetes; Glomerellales; Glomerellaceae
Product: Putative cytochrome P450
Exons: 6
Coding region: 37-1611 (524 amino acids)
Molecular function (GO): oxidoreductase activity, acting on paired donors, with incorporation or reduction of molecular oxygen; monooxygenase activity; iron ion binding
Source: RefSeq, a predicted model, not a curated record